Molecule: messenger RNA, 684 nt
Organism: Polyodon spathula (Mississippi paddlefish)
Lineage: Eukaryota; Metazoa; Chordata; Actinopteri; Acipenseriformes; Polyodontidae
Gene: lyrm7
Product: LYR motif containing 7
Exons: 5
Coding region: 88-405 (105 amino acids)
Biological process (GO): mitochondrial respiratory chain complex III assembly
Source: RefSeq, a predicted model, not a curated record
GCCCUUCUCGGAUUUCUGUGACAUGACUUGUUAAGACUUGAGAAAGAGGCGUGGAUAUUUACAACUCGCGUUCAGAAAAAAAGCAACAUGGAGCCGCGCAUGAAGGUUCUUAGACUAUUCAAAGCAUUGCACAGAACGAGACAGAACGUGUUCAGAGAUGACACAAGAGCUUUGGGAGCUGCCAGGGAGAAGAUAAAUGAAGAAUUCAAGAAACACAGAAAUGAAACAUGUACAGAAACAAUAAAUAAGAUGAUUAAAAUUGGCUCAGAUGUUGAAGUUAUUCUUCGAAAAACAGUAAUCCAGGGAGUUCAUGUAGAAGACAAAAAAAUACAGCUUCGGUACAGAGAAGAACAUCUUCAGGAAAAUGUACCUUAUUGUGAUAAUCCUGCCAAGAAGAAUGCAUGACUUGUGUGAUCCCCAACAAGAUCCUGCAAACCAAACCGAGUAUCAAAGGUGCAAAAGCCUACUUUUGUUCUUCAGGCAACUUGAAGGUUGAAUUUUAUUUUACUGUUGCCAUAGAAACUGCUCAGUGGUGAGCUCGCUUUCAGUGGUGACGGUCACUUAUCUGUAAGUGCGUUUUGUGCACUGACUUCGGUUCUUCAUAUUUUGUAUUCACAUUUUAAACAAUUAAUUUAUUUAAUGUGUUGUAAUAUAGUUUUCUGAAUAAAGACAUUCCCUCCCCAA